AGUCGUUGAUGAGUCGAUUUCGAAGCUGUCUGUUAUUAUUAUUUUUUGUUUCAUUUUUUUAUUUUCGGUUGUUCAAGAAUGAAACGAAGUUAUCAAACAUUUUUUGAAAACGAUAAUAAUCAUGAUGUUGAUGAUGAUGAUGAUUCGGAAAUUCAAUCAGAUUACAAAAUUACACAGGUGAUUGGUCAGAUUUGUUCGAAUGUAGAAAAUGAUUCAAUCUACAAACGAAAAUGUAAUUGUGAUCCAUAUCGUUCAUUCAUUCGAGCCGGUCCAUUUGUUCUUGGCUGUCAAUUGACCGAUAUACCUCAAUUAUCCGGUAUUGAUAAUUAUAUUGCAAGAAAAAUUGAUGAUAUUAAUCCGAAUAGAUAUUAUUUGUUGAAAAUUGUUGUACUACCUAAAGAUCGUAUGGAUGAAAAUCAAAGUCAACGACAAGCUAAAAUGAUGAUUUAUAAUGAAUAUUCUGUUUUAUCAUUGCUCAAAAAUCAUCCCGGUAUUAUUCAGAUACGUGGUUUAUAUUCAGAUAUUUAUUUCGAAAAUGAUUGCGAUGAUAAACAAUGUGAUGUUGAUGUAUGUGAACAAUGUAUUAAAACUGUACAAUUGACAACCGAAACUGAUAUCAAUGAUGAUGAAAUAAAUGUUUCAAAACAUUCAAAUAAUNUUUUAUUGAUGAAUUCAAAAUAA
This is a messenger RNA of Dermatophagoides pteronyssinus (European house dust mite), 681 nucleotides long. RefSeq names its product serine/threonine-protein kinase 40-like. Gene Ontology annotation, biological process: protein phosphorylation. Lineage: Eukaryota; Metazoa; Arthropoda; Arachnida; Sarcoptiformes; Pyroglyphidae. The record is from RefSeq and is a predicted model, not a curated record. Gene Ontology annotation, molecular function: protein tyrosine kinase activity; ATP binding.